This is a messenger RNA of Cololabis saira (Pacific saury), 4788 nucleotides long. RefSeq names its product Ras association and DIL domains 2a (gene radil2a). Lineage: Eukaryota; Metazoa; Chordata; Actinopteri; Beloniformes; Belonidae. The record is from RefSeq and is a predicted model, not a curated record. The transcript is spliced from 16 exons. Gene Ontology annotation, molecular function: GTPase binding. The coding region runs from base 489 to 3992 and encodes 1167 amino acids. Gene Ontology annotation, biological process: signal transduction; substrate adhesion-dependent cell spreading; neural crest cell migration. Gene Ontology annotation, cellular component: microtubule.
UUCAUUCUGUCCGCGCAGCGACGCUCUCAUCGGAGUUAACGGAGUCAUGAAACGGGCUGCAACUUAAACCGGCUUUCCAGCGGCUUCACUCACAAAUGGACAAGCUUUUUCUUCUCUACAGAACUUUCACAUGUGUCGGGGCUCUAUUUGUCUUGGAGAAAACAGAGGUGUGAAACAACUUGUUGAGGAUUGAUUGAUCCCUUUUUUUCCCUACCGUGCGAUCAGCUCAGUAUAAUGCUGGAAGCAUCUUUCCUCGGUGUAAAGGGGUUUGAGGCGCUGUAGGACUGUUUUCUCUGCUUCUUGUGAUUUUAUUUUAGUUUUUUCUUUUUCUUUUUUCUUGGAGGAAGAUGAGAGUUGACUAACCUCGUGGAAAACGGUUCCCUGGAAACGUCUCAACUCCUAAAGUUAACCGACAAGCUCCGAAGAAUGAAGACUUCUUGUGGAAUCUGCCAUUUCAAUAGCUUUGUUGUAUUUAUGUGAAAACAGAAAUGAUUUCUGAAGAAAGAAGCAGCCACGUAAAUAAACAAACCCUAACCUUCCCAGUGGGUUUACUCAUCCGCUCUCCGAAGAGGCGCCUGGCCAAACUGGGGAGGAAACCCAGCAAUGGAUCUCUGCAAUCCAGCAAGUCCGACACUACUGUCCGCUCCAACGACAGUGCGGGUGUCCGGCAGCCGGCCAAGAGCAAAAUCCGCCGCCACAACAACAACAGGCUUUCCACGGUGUUCAACCACAGCCCCAACCUGCGGGACGGCAGCCGUCGCAACCAGAUGGGGGGCAGUGGGAGCCUGGCCGGAGAUCUCCAGGCCGCAGACGACCCAGCAGAGCUGUCUAGCCAAGUUUCUGUACCCGGCAUCCUGAAGAUCUUCGGCAGCGACAUCUGUCAUGGGACCCACUACAAGAGCGUGUUAGCCACCACUCAGUCCAGUGCAAAAGAACUGGUGAAAGAAGCUUUAGAGAGGUACUGCCUGGAGAAAGAAGACGCCAACGACUAUGUGCUGUGUGAUGUGAUCGGUCAGACAGGUGCUGAUAACGAGUGGAAGAGGGAGUGCUUCAGAGUCGUGGGCAACAACGAGCGGCCCCUCGUGCUGCAGUCGCUCUGGAAACCCAAGGAGGGUUUCUCCAGAAGAUUUGAAAUCCAGCUCCGAGCAAGCGUGGAAGAGCAGUGUAUGAAGGACAGAGACACAGUCACUGCAGGCGUCAAUGCUCAGGCUCGUAAACUGCAGAAGAGCCGCUCCAGAGUGACCUCCCUGUUUGUUGGCGGCAGUGGGGAGGACGUAGAUGGACUCGGGUUCUGGAGGAGUUUAAGUGAGAUGGAUCUGUCCGCCAUGGGCAAGGAGGCCAGCCGGGCCCAGCAGAGCCUGCUCCGAGAGGAUCCGGAAGCAGAGGCAGACAAGGAGGUGCUGCGACUUGGACAGGAGAAGGAGGAGACCGAGAGCAGCGAUGACAACACCACCCAGUACUCCAUCCACCCACCCUUUGACUUUCCCUAUUUCCUCCUCCUGCAGGGCUACAACCACAGACAGGAUUUUGUUAUCUACCUGAUGAGCGGGACCACCACUAUCUUUGGCUGCUGCAGGGAGCACAGUAACGGAGAAGAUGAAGAGAGGUUAAAGGUGGACAUCCUUCUUUUCGCUCCUGAUGUAUUGCCACAGCACUGCUGUGUCAGGCGCCUGGACUCAAACAUUCAAACAUCUUUAGGGGAGCAGAAAAAGACAUUGACGAUGCUGAAACCUCUCCAUGGUGCUCCUGUCACCCGAAAUGGCUUCCUUCUGAAAGAGGAAGUAGAACUGAAUCCAGGAGACUUGGUUGGUCUGGGAAAACACUAUUUGUUCAUGUUUAAGGAUCCCACGAGCCUAUCAGGAUCCCUCCACACCCCUCCUUGGAUGACCAGACUCUGCCCAAACUCGGACUCAAAGACUUCGUCUUCUUGUUUAUCCUGUGGCUCCUCUGUUGCCAUGAAAAAGCUCCAAAGAAGGCCAUUACCUCCACGUUGGAGAGACCUGGAGGGCACAGAGGCUUUACUGAGCUACGAGCUGGAGCAGGAGGAAAGAGUCCUGCAGGAGAUUCUGGACAUGGUGGAUCCCAGCAGGAGUGAACCAAAGUUGACUUCUGCUUUCCUGUUGAGCCUUUGCAUCCAGCAUUCAGCCUCUACAUUUGAACUGACACAUUUCCGACAGCUGCUGCUGCGAAUAGCCAGUCAAAUCCAGCUCAUCACUUGGGAGAAGACAAAGGAACUUGCAGCGAUCCAGCCACAAACGAGCUCCAGUGAGCGGCAGCCGGAGGAGCUUCAGCUGCUCAGCAUGGACGAGCUGAUCCCAGGUCUGCAGCCGCUGGUGCUGUGGAUGGCCAACUCCAUCGAACUGUUGCACUUCAUCCAGCAUGAGGUUCCUCAGCUGCUGCCCUGGAGGCAGGACCAGGAGGAUGAAGGUCUGCUGGACUUUGAGAUGUCGUCCACUCGGACAGCCUGUGAGGAAGCCAUGACAGUCCUGGAGGAAGUCAUCAUGUUUACCUUCCAGCAGUCUGUCUACUAUCUAACAAAGAGCAUGUAUUCAGCCUUGUCUGGCCUGCUGGACGGGAACCCGUUCUCCGAGAGCGGUCAGCUGCGAGUGCCUGAUGGGCUCAGCGGCAUCCUGGAGGUUUUGAAGGAGGCGCUGAAGCUUCUCACAGCCUUCCAGGUGCAUCCAGACAUCUCGUUACAACUCUGCGCCUACUUGUUCUUCUUCAUUAACGCAUCACUGUUCAACGCCCUCAUGGAGCGAGGGUCCGUUGCCGGCUUCUAUCAGUGGUCACGUGGUGUGCAGAUCCGGGCCAACCUGGACCUUCUGAUCGACUGGAUCCAGAGCAUCGGCCUGAGCGAUCUGGCCACUGAAUUCUUCCAGAAACUCUCUGCUGCUGUCAAUCUGCUGGCCACACCCAAGGAAACCCUGCUGCAGGCCUCCUGGACUUCUCUCAGGGCUGAGUUUGCUGCUCUGAAACCGGCCCAGCUUCACCACAUGCUCAGGGAGUACGGCGCUGGAAAGCCGUGUCCGAGCGGAUGGAGCCCAUCGCCAGAUGAGGCUGAGGCUGCGUUCAGGACCGCAGACAUUCUGGAGAGCUUCGACAACCACCCACCUCUCAUCCUGCCCAGCAGCACGUUUCACCUGGAGCUCGGUAAACCCAUUGUAGAGCCGGCUCUUUUUGAGCAGGUCGCCAAUCUGCAGGAGUUCAUCGGCCAGCUCCCCCACAGUGAAGCUGAAAGUGGUGUGGAGGAACAGGCUCCUAAUGGGACAAGCUCAGACAUCGAGUCUGCGACCUCACCCUCGGUGAGAGUCUUCCAGGAUCCUGCCCAUCAGGUGGUCUCUGAACCCUGUACCUUUCCUGAGGCAGAGCCUGAAUGUACGUCCCCUCCAGAACCAGCCCAGCCCCGAGGAUCUCACGGUGACCUGAGCAGCUGUGAGGCAGUUCUUACUCAGAAGCUGAAGAGCCUGGAGCUGCAGAACACCCUCCCUGGGCAGGCUGAUAUGGGCUACCACAAGAGCAUGGCGCUGGACCCCUCAUGCCUGCUUACCCCACCCAACACGCCACAGGGUAUGGAGCUGGCUGAACUGGAAGCUGAUCUGCAAGAAGGUGCCCGUCUGCUAAAGAAAGCUGCAGGAAGCUCUGAGAGGAAGACGGGAAACGUGGAGGCAGAAGAAGACAGAGAGGAAGUGUUCACCGUGGAGAUCCACCGAGGACCUCAUGGUCUUGGACUGGCACUCGUAGACGGAACGAAAACGCCGCUGAGAAUGAGCGGUAUUUAUGUGAAGUCAGUGGUUCCCGACUCCCCGGCUGCUCAGUGUGAGAAACUAAGGACCGGCGAUCGUAUCCUGGCCGUGAACGGCGUCAGCCUGGUUGGGAUGGAAUAUAAUGUUGGGAGAGAGCUGAUUAGAUCAUCGGGAGACUCUCUCAGGCUGCUGGUCGCCAAAAUGGACUCAAAAUCAAGCAGCAAAACUUCAACAACAACUAAAUGCUAAAUAAUAAAAAAAAACGCCAAUGGAUGAUCAAGUGAAACUGGGAAUACUGGAGGACGUGAGAUUCAUCCUUCCUGCAGCAUCCAGUGUCAUUAUUUCUCAAAGGAUGGAUUCUCCUUCCAAAGGAAACGUAUCCUGCUCUGUACUUCCAGCUGAUGGUGGACCUGCGCUGUGUUCCUGUGUGCAAAGAGCACUGCAACGAUCAACCAAAGUCACCGUGAUCUCACACUACAGCCAGGCUGUGGGCCUUUCUCUGGCAGACUGAGGACUUUUUCAGGAACCAGAACCAGCUUCUUGCUGGCCUUGCAAACAAACUCCACUCCAUACUCGUGAGCCAUGAGAGGAAAACAGGCAUUUGUUGGGAUUUCAGACUUUUCUAAACCAAAGGGCUUCAACAAGCUGCUACAGGAUCGCUCAUGCCUGGCUUUAACUGGAAUUAUUUUUGAAAUGUAUUUUUAAUUGUGUCUACUUAAAAAAAGAAUAACUGUGAAACUGUAUAUUUCUACAUUAUCCUGUCAUUUAGUCAGUUCAGUCAGGACAGAGUGUAAAGUUAGAAAACAUAUUUCUGCCAAGUGGACUUUGAGAUGGUAUUAUUUAGUCUUAUUUAAAUAUAAUCAAGACUAGUUGGAGUUUCUGCAACAAAAAGAGGAAAACUUCAGGAUUCAGGUGUUGUAGCAGGUGGCCUUUGUUAUUGGGGUUCACAGUUUAAAAUGUUCAGUUAUUUUAUUGCAGGAAGGACUUCUGUCCUCCGAGGUCACAGGGCUGCUUUUAUGUUCCUGUGGCCUCAGUGUCUUAAUUU